UCACUAAAACUAAUAAUCUUUGAAUUCACAACUAAUUUUCUUUCCCUUAUAAAUACAUUCUCUAACCCCAUCACUACCUCAUCAUUCUUUCUUCUCCAAAACCCAAAAAAGAAAGAAGAAAAGAAAAGUCUAAAACUCUCUCUCUCUAUAAUGGCGACUCUCAUGACUCUUCUCGUGUUGACAUUCGCCUCAUUCUUCGCCACCUCCUUCGCCGAUCCCGAACUCCUCCAAGAUGUUUGCGUAGCCGAUCUCAACUCUGCUGUGAAAGUUAAUGGAUUCCCUUGUAAGGCCAACGUAAGCGCCGAUGAUUUCUCCUUCGCCGGAUUAGCCAAUCCAGGUGCGACCAACAACACUUUCAAGUCCAAGGUCACCGGAGCCAACGUCCAGAACAUUCCAGGCCUUAACACACUAGGAGUCUCUAUGGCGCGUAUUGACUACGCUCCCGGAGGUAUUAACCCACCACACACUCACCCACGCGCCACCGAGAUUGUUUUCGUUCUUGAAGGUGAAUUAGACGUUGGUUUCAUCACCACCGCCAAUGUUUUGAUCUCCAAGACUAUCAAGAAGGGAGAUGUAUUUGCUUUCCCUAGAGGACUUGUUCAUUUCCAGAAGAACAACGGCAAGAACCCUGCCGCUGUUAUCGCCGGAUUUAAUAGCCAGUUGCCGGGGACUCAGUCCAUUGCCACCACAUUAUUCGGGGCCACCCCACCUGUGCCGGACAAUGUCUUGACCAUGGCUUUCCAGAUUGGUACAAAAGAGGUUCAGAAAAUCAAAUCCAGAUUUGCUCCCAAAAUGUAAUUUGGUAAUGUUGUGACCUUUUACUCUUCAUUUUGUUUUUUUUUUAUAGAAAAAUAAAUUGGGAGUGUUAGAGAAUGAAAAUAAUGUAUUUAUUUCUUUUGUAUGAGAAAUUCUUGAAAUUGUAAUGUUUGUUCUUCUUCUUAUUGUUUAAAAAUAACACUUCAUUAUAUACUUUUGGAUCA
Molecule: messenger RNA, 980 nt
Organism: Cannabis sativa
Lineage: Eukaryota; Viridiplantae; Streptophyta; Magnoliopsida; Rosales; Cannabaceae
Product: germin-like protein subfamily 2 member 1
Exons: 2
Coding region: 151-798 (215 amino acids)
Biological process (GO): plasmodesmata-mediated intercellular transport; regulation of root development
Cellular component (GO): cell wall; plasmodesma
Molecular function (GO): manganese ion binding
Source: RefSeq, a predicted model, not a curated record